GAUUCAAAGUCAACGGCGUCGGUCGCUGACCAACCACCGCACCGCGGGAACGGGAAGCAAAGCAAAGCAGAGCACGGAGCUCUGCUCGUCCUCGCCGAGAUCCCGUGACGGCAAGGAUGGGCGGCAAGGCGAAGCGGCUCCCCCAAAUCGACUUCUCCCGCGUUGUCCCGUCCGCGCCGGGCGGCAAGGCCUGGUCGGAUGUGCGCGGCGAGGUGAUGAAGGCGCUGUCCACUUUCGGCUGCUUCGAAGCGCAGUACCCGGCUCUGACCCCUCAGCUCCGCGCCGAGCUCUUCGACGGCGCCGUGAGGCCGCUCUUCGCGCUGCCCGCCGACGCCAAGCGCCGCAACUACUACGGCGCCGACAGGCCGUUCCACGGCUACCUCGGUGACAUCCCGGGGUUCCCUGGCUACGAGAGCCUCGCCAUCGUGGACGCCACCAAGGACGACUCCGUCCGUGACUUCGCCGGCCUCAUGUGGCCUGACGCCGGCGACAACAACGACGGCUUCUGCGGCACUGUCGGUGAGGCGGCGCGGCGGAUCUUUGAGGUGGAGGAGGCCGUGCGGCGGAUGGUGAUGGAAGGGCUCGGGAUGGCCAAGCACCACGACGCGCUGAGCGCGUCCAUGUGGCACCUGUUCCGGAUGGCGGAGUACAAGGCGCCCAACGCCGCGGAGAAGGUGGUCAGGUACGGGGCGCACCAGGACACCAACUGGCUCAGCGUCGUCUGCCAGCACGAGGUGGCCGGGCUGGAGAUGCAGAGCAGGGACGGCGACUGGAUCGUCGUCGAGCCGUCGCCCACGUCGCUGGUUUUCAUGGUCGGCAACGCCCUCCGGGCAUGGACAAACGACCGUCUAUACGCUCCAUUCCACCGGAUUACUGUCGCCGGUGAUGUCGCCAGAUACUCAGCGAUGCUGUUCUCGGUCCCCAGCUACAAGGUUCAGGUGGCAGAUGAGCUUGUGGACGACGAACACCCUCCCCGUUUCAAGCCCCAUGACAACAACGACUUCGUCUGCUUCUGUGUUUCCGAAGAAGGCGCUCGCCACCAAGACAAACUCAAGGCCUUCUGUGGAGUGUAACAAGCAGCAGAACACAUCGCCGUCCCCUGUCCGUCCGGCAUCUGUUUUACCUCACUCAGCAGGGUUGCAUGCAGUAGAGACCAUCCCUGUAGACUAGAAAUUUUAGAACACACAAUAAAAGAUACCUCUGCUGCAUUUCUUGUAGUCUGGACAUGAACAAGAAUAACAUAGCAUUCUGGUAUCCAUGAAAGAAAUGAAUAAAGUUUUUUUUCUCGCUAUA
Molecule: messenger RNA, 1293 nt
Organism: Sorghum bicolor (sorghum)
Lineage: Eukaryota; Viridiplantae; Streptophyta; Magnoliopsida; Poales; Poaceae
Product: probable 2-oxoglutarate-dependent dioxygenase AOP1
Exons: 3
Coding region: 117-1073 (318 amino acids)
Molecular function (GO): dioxygenase activity
Source: RefSeq, a predicted model, not a curated record